AUGGCAGCUGACGACAAGGCGCUUUGCCACGCGCUGUCGCAAAUCCAGGUAUGUAGCCACCGAGCCUCACUGGGCUCCAGCGACAAGGGCAUUGACGCGCCCUUUCUGGAGCGGCUCUCCCGCCUAGCAGCCAGCGGCAUCACCUGCUACGACGUCGACGUCACCGCCACUGCCGAGGGGCAGCUCGUAGUCGGCUACCCCAACCACAUCAUCACCGAGCAUCUCCGGCGUGCGAUAACCCUGACUUCCAUUUUCCUAGGAUGUAUUCCUGAGCUGGCACAUGGGGGCUUCGGCGGCCGCGUGGUCUCGGCCGCAAGGUGA
Volvox carteri f. nagariensis is the source of this 321-nucleotide messenger RNA. RefSeq lists its product as uncharacterized. NCBI's taxonomy places the organism in Eukaryota, Viridiplantae, Chlorophyta, Chlorophyceae, Chlamydomonadales, Volvocaceae. Bases 1 to 321 code for a protein of 106 amino acids. The record is from RefSeq and is a predicted model, not a curated record. The transcript is spliced from 3 exons.